Messenger RNA from Lottia gigantea (owl limpet), 3187 nucleotides. RefSeq lists its product as hypothetical. Gene Ontology annotation, molecular function: creatine kinase activity. The coding region runs from base 4 to 2160 and encodes 718 amino acids. The transcript has 12 exons. Gene Ontology annotation, biological process: phosphocreatine biosynthetic process. NCBI's taxonomy places the organism in Eukaryota, Metazoa, Mollusca, Gastropoda, Lottiidae. The record is from RefSeq and is a predicted model, not a curated record.
GAAAUGGAAACUAUGUUUGAAAAGCUCUCGAAAGCUGAAGACUGCAAGUCUCUUCUCAAGAAGCAUUUAAGUAAAGAAGUUUUUGAUAAAUUAAAAGAUAAGAAGACAACUUUAGGAGGCACUUUAGCUGAUUGUAUACGAUCUGGAGUUGAAAAUCUGGAAAGUGGUGUCGGUAUCUAUGCUUGUGAUCCUGAAGCCUACACUGUGUUUGCUGAUGCAUUAGACCCAGUCAUUAAGGACUACCACAAAAUUCCAGACAAUAAAGCAAUCAAACACCCAGCCUGUGAUCUUGGUGAUCCAGAAAAACUAAAAUUUGAAGAUCUAGAUCCCGAGGGAAAGUUUGUUGUGUCUACCAGAGUACGAGUAGGACGAUCUCAUGAUAACUUUGGAUUCCCACCCAUACUUACCAAAGAGCAAAGAGAGGAUAUGGAGAAGAAAACGACUGAAGCAUUUGAUGGUUUACCAGAAGGACUAAAAGGAUCUUAUCAUCCAUUAGAGGGUAUGGACGCCGAUACUCAGAAACAACUCACUGAGGAUCAUUUCUUGUUCAAUGAUCAUGAUAGAUUCUUGAGAGCUGCAGGAGGGUACAAUGACUGGCCAACCGGAAGAGGUAUCUAUUUUAAUGAAGAGAAGAAUUUCUUAGUUUGGGUCAAUGAAGAAGAUCAUUUGAGAAUCAUUUCCAUGCAGAAAGGUGGCGAUUUAGGGGCUGUUUAUAAACGUCUUGUUACGGCAAUUAAAGCAUUGGAAAAGAAAUUGACGUUUGCUAGGAAUGACAGACUUGGUUUCUUGACGUUCUGUCCAACCAAUCUUGGUACCACUCUAAGAGCUAGUGUACAUGUUAAGAUCCCCAAUCUAGCUGCUCAACCCAACUUUAAAGAAGUGUGUGACAAAUAUAAUUUACAAGCUAGAGGCAUCCAUGGUGAACACACAGAAUCUGUCGGUGGUGUUUACGAUGUGUCCAAUAAAAGAAGAUUAGGAUUAACUGAAUUAGAAGCUGUUACGGAGAUGUACAAUGGAGUUAAAGAGAUUAUUAAACAAGAGAAAGAACUCUCAUGGAAACCCGAGUCUAUAGAAGAUAUGUAUGAACAUGUUUCUAAGGCUAAGAACUGUAAAUCCUUGAUGAAGAAAUAUUUCACUAAAGAUGUGAUGGAGAAACUCAAGGACAAGAAGACUAGUCAUGGUGCAACUUUAAUGGACUGUAUUUAUUCAGGAGUUAUGAAUCUAGACAGUGGUGUGGGAAUCUACGCAGCCGACCCUGAAUCUUAUACUGUAUUUGCCGAUAUUUUGGAUCCAGUUAUUAAGGAAUACCACAAACUGAAGCCAUCUGAUACUAUUACUCAUCCAGCUUUUGAUUUAGGAGAUAUUGAAAAUCUUCCUUUCCCUGAUCUCGAUCCAGAAGGGAAUAUGAUCGUCUCUACUCGUAUUCGUGUUGGUAGAAGUCAUAAAGAAUUUGCUUUCCCACCUGUUUUAACUAAAGAGGAUCGAGUAAAAAUGGAAAAAGUUUCUGUUGAUGCUUUAACUAGUCUAGGUGAUGAAUUGAAGGGAAAAUAUCAUCCUUUGGACGGAAUGAAUAAAGAAACUCAAGACCAGCUAACAGCAGAUCAUUUCUUGUUUAAUGAUCAUGACAGAUUUUUGAAGGCUGCAGGAGGGUACAAUGACUGGCCAACCGGAAGAGGUAUCUAUUUUAAUGAAGAGAAGAAUUUCUUAGUUUGGGUCAAUGAAGAAGAUCAUUUGAGAAUCAUUUCCAUGCAGAAAGGUGGCGAUUUAGGUGCUGUUUAUAAGAGAUUAGUCAAGGCUAUCAACGCUUUAAGUGAAAAGUUGAGUUUUGCUAGAGAAGAUCGUCUUGGAUUCCUGACCUUCUGUCCUAGUAAUUUGGGUACAACACUCAGAGCUAGUGUCCAUAUUAAAAUACCACAUUUGGCUGCCAAGAAAGAUUUUAAACAUAUCUGUGAUAAAUUGAAGCUUCAAGCUCGUGGUAUCCAUGGAGAACAUACAGAAUCUGUUGGUGGUGUUUACGAUAUCUCUAACAAGAGAAGACUUGGUAUCUCUGAAAUCGACGCCGUUAAGGAAAUGUACAAUGGUGUUCAAGAAAUUAUCCGAAUUGAAAAAGAUUUAGCAAGUGGUAAAGGAACAAAAUCUUCAUCAUGCACCGUUUUGUAACAAGGGAUGUAACUCUGUUUUUGCUCAGCUUUAAAUUUCAUGAUUUAUUUUAAUAUAAAACGUAAAUAUAACAUCAAAUCACAAAUUUCUUUUCGAAAUUUUUAUUUUUGUCCCAUUUUGUAUACUUUUGAAACUAUUUUGAAUAUUUGAUAAAUGGAAUUCCGAACAUUGUGUAUUUUUAUUGUCGAUUUCGUACAACUGUCAUUUUCUGGGAUCUUAUGAGCAUGAUACAAUUUGGUAUAAGAAAACGAACAAUCUAUUCAGUAUUAAUUUGAUUUUGGAGUAAGGUGCUUUUAUCACUCUAUUUCAUAUUAUAUAAUUGUGAGCUAUUGGAAGGGGAAAACAUUGUACAUAGAUUUUUAAAACUGAAAAAUUUGGCAAGCAUUUGAGCUUCAAUCUUGAUAUAUUUGAAUGUGAUAAACAUUAUAGCAUAGAUUUUUCACUUUCUCCGAGUAUCAAAUCUAAUAUACAGCCGUGUUUCUUUAAUGAGUACACAACUAAACUCAAGUCGGCAAAUGCUUGCCAAAUUUGAAAUAUUAUUCAACUAGGUGUUACUAUUAAUUGUAUAUAGAUAAUGUAUUUAUUAUUAUUAUUAUAGAUCUGUGUGAAAUAUUAUACCAAAGGCGUAUUUAUUCAUCUCGUCGUUCAAAUUUUGCAACCAUUCUCGACAAUAUAUCAAAAGCAGCAUUAAAUAUUGCCUUUUUCAAUAUCUUAUUGCUGGAUUGGUUGUAGAGUUAUGCGAGGACUGAAUACACCACAAUGUUGUAAUAAUGUUUAUUAUUUAUGCUAUUUAACUAUGUUUGGUGUUAAUAUACAAAUAUAUCUUAAAUACAUGUUAUGUCGAAAUAUAGUCGUAUGGCUUAAUCUCAUCAGCAUUAUGGACUUGCAAGCAGUAUUUUCUCGUAAGUUUAUGCAGAAAUGCAGCAUGGAAAUGCAUAACUUCAGCAUUAUGCAACGGUUAUAUUGUACACUUGUCUUUGAUACGCAUGCCUUUCAUAAACAGUUAAUAAAAUUUUUCAAUCUGGUA